GGUAAACUCAAGGCCAAUAUAGAUUGAAAGUUUGAAACUGAUGAACUCAAAGAGUCGAGAGUAGAAAAUUAAAAGGUAAUGUGGGUGUGAGAGUGUGAGAACCAGAUCGAUCGAUUAUGGGUAGGAUGAAAAAUUAUAGGAAAGGUUGCUGGACUGAAGAAGAAGAUAAAUUGCUCAAAAGAUGUGUAGAGAUAUAUGGAGAAGGAAAGUGGAAGCACAUCCCAGCAAGAGCAGGUCUCGAUCGCUGUCGUAAGAGUUGCAGGUUAAGAUGGUUGAACUAUCUUCGUCCCAACAUUAAGCGUGGUAACUUCGCAGUUGAUGAGGUUGACCUCAUAAUCAGACUCCAUAAGCUCUUGGGCAACAGAUGGUCGCUAAUUGCAGCUAGAAUUCCUGGAAGAACAGCUAACGACGUUAAGAACUACUGGAAUUCGCACUUGAGCAAGAAACUCAAAUCGGAGCAACUGCUGCCAUCGAACUUGACAACCCAACUGGCUGGCCCUCAAACCUCCGCUGCAAAUUCAUCGGAGUGGACGACGGGUGUCUCAGACUCUACCGGCGGGGAUCACCAGAGACAAGUGGAUGAAGAAGAAUCUGGAGAAGAAGAGACAUUAACCUUUUGGAAGAGGCUUUUGCUAGAGGGAGAAGAAAUGAAAACAAAAUCAAGUGCUGAAGAUAAAGAGAUGGCUGUGAAUAAUGAAGACUUUUUAGUAGGUUUUGAAGAAUUAGUUCAAGACGGGGAAAUAUGGAGUUUGUUAAGUGAAUAAAUCAUCAGCUUUGUCUUCAAUGUUGGCUUCUUUCCUUAAUUUCAUGUUUUCUCUAUGAUGAUACGCUUUAAACCUUGCUAAUCGGUGUCCUAAUGGCCUGUUUGUGUUCGAGGAUCCCCCUGCUGUCUAUAAGGAAUUAGGCCAUGUUUGGGAGUGUUUAUGUUAAAAAUAAGUGUUUAUUCAAAUAAGCACUUAUUUGUAUUUGGCAUGUGUUUAUUUUAAAAAAUAAACACUUAUUUUAUAUUGGAUGUUUGGUGAUAUUUUUCUCCAAUAGGCAUCUAAAUAAGUAAUUGCGACUCUUUUGUC
This is a messenger RNA of Nelumbo nucifera (sacred lotus), 1070 nucleotides long. RefSeq names its product transcription factor MYB114-like. Lineage: Eukaryota; Viridiplantae; Streptophyta; Magnoliopsida; Proteales; Nelumbonaceae. The record is from RefSeq and is a predicted model, not a curated record.